AUGCAGUUCCCCAAGCUCGGUGGCAAGGGCGUAGAGCAUAAGGACCGGACGGAAGCCGACGCUCCCACCUCGGAUUCCAGCUCCGACAUCACGGCUGAGCAGAAGAUUACCUUCGCCGCCGCUUUCCUCGGCCUCGUUGCCAGUAUCGGUGGUUUCAUGUUCGGUUAUGUCAGUGGUCAGAUUUCCGGUUUCUUCCUUAUGGAAGACUUCAUGCAGCGCUUCGGUGAGCCCCAGAAUGGCACCUACGUCUUCAGCGCCGCUCGCCAGGGUACCAUCGUCGGUCUCUUGUGUAUCGGCUGUCUCGUUGGUGCUCUUACUGCCGGCAAGCUCGCCGACACUCUCGGCCGUCGCAUGACCAUCUCGCUCUUUGCCUUCUUCUCCUGCAUUGGUAUCGUCAUCGAGAUCUCCUCCACCACCAAGUGGUACCAGUUCGCCAUUGGCCGCCUCGUCAACGGCGUCGGCAUCGGUGCCCUCUCCGUCGUCGUUCCCAUGUACCAGUCCGAGUCUUGCCCCGCCAUUAUCCGCGGUGUCAUUGUCUCCACCUACCAGCUCUUCAUCACGCUCGGCAUCUGGCUCGCCGAAAUUGUCAACUUCGCGACCCACAACAAGGCCGGCUCUGCCUCCUGGCGCAUCCCCAACGGUCUCGGCUUCGCCUGGGCCCUCAUUCUCGGUGCCGGUAUCCUCCUCCUUCCCGAGUCCCCCCGUUACGCCUUCCGCCAAGGUCGUGAGGACGAGGCUCGCCGCAACAUUGCCAAGCUUGCCGGAGUCGAGCCCAAUGCCGCCUCUGUCAACCUCCAGAUCGAUGAGAUCCGCGCCAAGGUCGCCGAGGAGUCUGCUGGCGCCGACACCAGCAUCUGGGAGAUCUUCACCGGCCCCCGCAUGUUCUACCGUACCAUUCUCGGAAUUGUGCUUCAGGCCGGUCAGCAGCUCACCGGCGCCAACUUCUUCUUCUACUUCGGAACCACCGUCUUCUCCGCUACCGGUCUCAGCGACAGCUACGUCACUCAGCUCAUUCUCGGAUCCGUCAACGUCGCUUGCACCUUUGGCGGUCUGGUUGUCGUCAAGAAGUCCGGUCGCCGCAUUGCUCUCAUCGUCGGUGCUCUGUGGAUGAUGAUGUGCUUCUUCGUCUACGCCUUUGUCGGUCACUUCGCUCUUGACACCGUCACACCCUCCAACACCCCCCAGGCCGGCGCCGUUCUCGUUGCCUUCUCUUGCCUGUUCAUCGCCGGUUUCGCCACGACCUGGGGUCCUCUCGUCUGGGCUGUCGUCGCUGAGCUGUACCCUGCUCGCUACCGUGCUCCCGCCAUGGCUCUUGCCACUGCCUCCAACUGGCUGUGGAACUUCCUCAUGUCCUUCUUCACCCGAUACAUCACCGAUGCCAUUGACUACCUCUACGGUCUCGUCUUCGCUGGCUGCUGUGCUGCCCUGGCUGUCAUUGUCUUCCUCUUCGUCAUCGAGUCCAAGGACCGCACCCUCGAGGAGAUUGACACCAUGUACGUCCAGCACGUCAACCCCAUCACCUCUGCGAAGUGGCGCGGCGAGGUGCACAAGCACCACCACGAGUCCGCCAGUGAGGAGGAGAAGGUCAAUGCCACUGCUUAA
Molecule: messenger RNA, 1602 nt
Organism: Colletotrichum abscissum
Lineage: Eukaryota; Fungi; Ascomycota; Sordariomycetes; Glomerellales; Glomerellaceae
Exons: 3
Coding region: 1-1602 (533 amino acids)
Biological process (GO): carbohydrate transport; transmembrane transport
Cellular component (GO): plasma membrane
Molecular function (GO): carbohydrate:proton symporter activity
Source: RefSeq, a predicted model, not a curated record